UUGCAAUUCGCUUUGAAUUGUCACAUUGGGGCCACCGUCCAGGUGGAGGAAGCGGAAGCUACGGUUGGCAAGGCAACAAAGAGCAGAAAGCAGAGUGCUGUGCCGCCUAAGCCAGGCCGGAGGUGUCAGCAUGGCUGAAGGGCGGCGGUACCGUGUGAGAGUCUAUGUCAUGAGUGAAGACAAGCUCUGGGACAAUAUUGGAACUGGACAGGUCUCAAUUAGUUAUGUAGAGAGGCUGCAGGGCGUAGCUCUGGUUGUUCGCUCCGAGACUGAUGAUUCACUGCUCUUAGAAUCAAAGAUAAAUCUCGAAACUCCCUAUAAGAAACUACAGGGGGUGUUGAUACUUUGGUAUGAAGCUGAGAACCAAGGUUUGGCACUGAGCUUCCAGGACAUCUCAGGCUGUCGUGAGAUGUGGGAGAACAUUUGCCGAAUACAGGGUAAAGACCCCAGCGUCAAUAUUACACAACCUUUACGCCAGUCCAAAGAAGAUCGGCCAACUGAAAGGGCAGACGCCGGUCGUUCGAUUCAACUCCCUGACUGUGAAAUCGAUGCACUGGAGCAAAUCGCCAAUUUAGUCACCUCGGCACUCACCUCACCCGUCCUUAGGGAAAGGCUGGGUAGGAACUUAGAGCAUGAUAAUUAUAUUAAAAAACUACUACAGCUGUUCCGCACUUGUGAAGACCAGCACAACAUUCAAGGCUUACACCGUUUAUAUGUCAUCAUUAAAAGCAUCUUAUCUCUGAACAAGACAGCUCUGCUUGAAAUCUUAUUUUCUGAUGAAUGUAUUAUGGAUGUGGUGGGAUGCCUUGAAUACGACCCUACAUUGGAUGAGCCGAAAAGGCAUAGGGAAUUCUUAACCCAAAAUGCCAAGUUCAAGGAAGUUGUACCAAUAACGGAUUCUGAACUGAAGCAAAAAAUACAUCAGACUUACAGAGUACAGUACAUUCAUGAUAUUCUUUUGCCUGUUCCAUCCGUAUUUGAAGAAAAUAUUUUUUCUACAAUCGCAGCUUUCGUUUUCUUCAACAAGGUUGAGAUAGUCAGCAUGCUUCAAAAAGAUGAGAAGUUUUUAUUUGAAGUUUUUGCACAGAUGAAGGAUAAGACUACAAAUGAUGAUAAACGGCGUGAAUUGUUGUUCUUUUUCAAGGAUUUCUGUGCAUUUUCUCAGACUUUAGAGCCUGAUAGUAAGGACAUGCUAUUCAAAACAUUGACAGAGUUGGGAAUUCUUCCAGCUCUUAAAAUGGUAAUGAUUGUGGACGAUUUGCAAACCAAAACAGCAGCUACAGAUAUACUUGCUUAUCUAGUAGAGUACAGUCCAUCCACGAUUCGAGAAUAUAUAAUGGAAGAAGCACAGGAGAAGGAAGAUGAUGACCUUUUUAUUAAUAUGAUAAUUGAACAAAUUGUUUAUGAUACUGAUCCUGAGCUUGGUGGGGCUCUUCAUUUACUUGGACUUCUUCGUUGUCUACUUGAUCCAGACAACAUGCUGAUAACAGUUAAUAGAUGUGAAAGAAGUGAAUUUCUCAAUUUUUUUUAUAAGCAUUGUAUGCAUAACUUAAUAGGACCGCUUCUGGCUACUACAUCAGAAGACAGAUGUGAAGAUAAUGCAGUUGGGUCUGACGAAAACAAAAAAUCCUCUAAUAAUUAUCAAACAGCACAGCUGCUAAAUUUAAUUUUAGAACUACUCAUGUUUUGUGUGCAACAUCACACACAUUAUAUAAAACACUAUAUUUUGAACCAUGAUUUGCUAAAAAGAGUCUUGAUGUUGACUACUUCAAAGCACAUUUUCCUGCUCUUGGCGGCUAUUCGCUUUAUGAGACGGAUGAUUGGCAUUAAAGAUGAACUUUACAAUCAUUACAUCAUCAAGGAAAAGCUUUUUGAGCCAGUGAUAAAGGCCCUUCUUGAUAAUGGAACUCGUUACAAUAUGUUGAAUUCAGCUAUUAUAGAGCUGUUCGAGUACAUAAGAGUGGAAAACAUCAAGUCUCUUAUUACACACAUAGUUGAAAAUUAUAAUGUACUUCAGUCUAUUGAAUAUGUUAACACAUUCAAAGGACUAAAAAACAAAUAUGAGCAAGAGAAGCUUAGGCAGAGUCAAGUAAAGGAGAAUUUACAUUCUGUACUAUAUAAUAAAAUACUUUGCCAAGCAGUCAACGAUUUGGACAUGAGAGAAGAAGGUUGCAGUAAAGAUAAAAGAGAAGCUGUUUUACCACCAUUAGAGAGUGACUUUUCAGGUUCUGAUGAUUCGUUUAUGGACACUAAAAUGGAUGAAAAUGAAGACAAAGCAAACCUCCCCAAAAGAACAUCUUCUGGGGGCUUCAAAUGUCCUUCCCCACUUUCUGGGAGCGCUGAUGAUGGAACAAGUAACACAUACAGAAGCAGUGUGGUUGAUUUAGUGAAAGAUCCAGACAAUGAAGAAAAUGAAGGAAAUGAAGACGCAAUGUUCCCCAGAAAAAGACCACAUUUUAGCUCAUAAAACACUAUGGGAUGCCCUCAACAUAAGAUUAAACUAGAAUUCCAUAAAAUGACAAUCAGCUAAAAAAAAAAAAAAAAACCACACACACAAAAAACCAGCAGCGUCUGCAUAUGGACUUACACAAUAAGAAACAAAUGUAAAGAACUAAGAGGGUUUACGUCUAGAACUAAAAACAAUUCCCAUAAAACACCUAUUAAAAUGUA
Ochotona princeps (American pika) is the source of this 2670-nucleotide messenger RNA. Its product is annotated as serine/threonine-protein phosphatase 4 regulatory subunit 3. The transcript has a single exon. Lineage: Eukaryota; Metazoa; Chordata; Mammalia; Lagomorpha; Ochotonidae. The coding region runs from base 131 to 2467 and encodes 778 amino acids. Gene Ontology annotation, biological process: DNA damage response; protein dephosphorylation. Gene Ontology annotation, molecular function: protein phosphatase activator activity. Gene Ontology annotation, cellular component: nucleoplasm; protein phosphatase 4 complex. The record is from RefSeq and is a predicted model, not a curated record.